UCCUCUUCCGCCGCCCCAUUUUCUCCCUCAUACUGUUAAGGAGCUCCACAUGCGCGCGCGGCCAGGCAUCUUCCGGUCUCCGUGAGAUUCUGCUCCGCUUUCGGGAAAUAUCGCUCCGGUGAUCCGGGUCUUGUUCACACGGACAGCGGUAUUGAGUCGCUGCACUUUUAAACGCAAAACAACAUGGCAGAUCCGAUGACACAGUCCCAUCAGAUAUCGUCGUCCCAAGGGCUGAAUGAUGGACACGCCAAAGACUCGAAGUUUUCCGAUUCCUUUUUUUCCUCUUCGCCUGUAUCUCUCAUUCAGUCUCCUCAAGACAAACGGGUGGCACUGGACUCUGAGAAGCCAUCAGAAGGCGUGCCUACCUCACUUCGCUUUUCCUCCCAGCCAAGUUCGUUUUCUCCUGCGGCUUAUGGAAAUGAUGCCUCCGUUCCCUCGAUUGGAAUCAAGGAUCGUAGUUUCCAAGAGAAAAGGGAGCUUUUUGAAUCAUCGCUUGGAUCGCAAAAACCAGACUCGUCCCCUAUAAAAAUAUCUCCUGUGUCUGAGCGAAUCAAAGCUUUGGAAGCUCUGGCUGCGAAACAGAAUGAUUCUGAUUGGAGCGAUGCAGGGUUUCCUCAUUUCAGAGAACGUCACUAUGAAAAAUCUCAUUCUGAGAUACAUGGCGUCACUCUUCGUUCAUCCAUUAAGAAAAAACCCACAUCAAGUGAACAAGAUUCUCCAGAAUCUCCUUUUGAGAUUCUUGGUGAUUCCAGGCGUGGAAGUGACUUUGAGGAUACCGCUGACUGGAUGAGGGCUCAUUUGCCACCAGCGCCUAACUUCAACAUUGGGGAAACUGACUUUGAUGAAAUGAAAGAGGCUUCCAUCACAUCCAAAUGUCCAUCUGAUGAGACAAAGAGCAAAGAUGCAGAUGUACAAGGAAUUCCUUCAUCUUUUGUAGGCGUACCUGAUGAGUUCAUGGACAACCCUGAUGAGGGGUCUAAACAAAUGAAUGAUGAUUCUAAUCAGUCAAAGCAAGACACGACCGAGGACGAGUCAGAAUUCGAUCUCAGAUUUUUACCUACAGCCUACAUGUGGGACAAACCAGAGAAAUCCGACAUGGAUACACAAGACCCAACGUUUCUUUCUGAAACUCAAGACUCGGAGAUUGCACCUCCUGAUGAUUUUGAGGCUUCUUCCUUGGAGACACCAACUCCUGUUCCCCAGGCUGACUCGACUGCAAAACAGUCUGCCGCUCUAGGUGUUGGCUCGGAGGGUGGAGAGAUAAUUGAAGUGGACAGCUCUGGUGAAUCUGAUGAUACAGUUAUUGAAGAUGCAAGUGGUGUCAAUGAUGCCGUGGAGUGUGGACUUUCUACAGACAAGCAGGCUAUUCCAAAUGAGCAAGAGAAACAAUAUAUUCAGGUGCCCAUUAUUAAUGUAAUUGAAACAGAGGAACAGGUUCUCAGUGACUAUGAAGUUGAUCAUGAAGAAGAGGAAGAUGAUGAGCAGCGAUAUCAGAUAAAGCAAGAACCUACAACAGGGGCUCCGCAACCAUCGGAGGAGCCCUCUGACAUUUCAAGAUCAGAAUUUGAAGAGGCUGCUCCAAACAUGGAUGACCUUUCCUCACAGGAAAAUAUGGCAGAUUCUGAUGGAGAGUAUUCUCCGAAACACAAGCUAGUUAAAGAUAUUAGUAAUGACCUGAACCAGACAUCUCUUCCCUCCAAGAGUCAUAGCUUGGAGGACUCUUGCACACAAUCAACCGUGCCACAGAAUACAGAUGAAACUUCUAGAGAAUCUUCCAACAACAAUGCCAAACCAGACAAACCUGCAGAAAUUGUACCUGACCUCCCACCUAAUUACGAGGAUCUCACAAAUGAUUUUGAGUCCAGUGACAUAGAUACAUACUUGGAUCAUUAUGCUAGUGAGGAACUGGCUUUAAAAGAUCAGUUACAUUCUGAUGUGUUUACUGUAAAUAACGGAGAGACGAACGACUUACUAAACUCUAACUCUCAACACAGUCAAAAUGAUACCAUGCUUGCCCAGCAGUCAUAUGAGGAAACGAUUGAUGACUUUGAGACUGUUGACGAAAGUAAGCAAAAUUAUGAUAUUGAACCUGAGCCUUUUCCUGCUAACAUUUCAGCAGAGGUCCCUCUGGAGCCUCUUCUUUCUCAAAAUAACAUGCCAAAUCUUGAAUUAGAUGAUCAGGGUGUAGAUAUUGAAGACAAGAUGAUAACCAAUUCGGAGAAUUUUUCUUUGAUUGAGGAGGAAGAUUACAUGGCUAGACAUGAAGUAGAGUUGCCCUCUUUCCAAGAGAGCACACCUGCACAAUUUCCUUCUUUUCAUAGUGAUCCAUUGGGCAAGGUCAGUGACGUGAUCUCUGAUUUUGUGGCCAGUGAUGUAACUGAGGGAUUAUCGAUGACCAAUACUGAACAAGAUGAAAUAAUCCAGUAUGAUGAUCCACAUACACUGGUAUCUCCAGAAGCUACAAGCAAACCAGAGCCCACUGAAGUAGAAUCCAAACAAAACGAAAUGGUCCAAAGUGGUGUUCCUGAUAUACAGAUAUCUGAAGAGCCCACAAACAUACUGGAGCCCAUUGACACAGAAUCUGAACAAGACGAAAUAAUCCAGUGCAAUGCUCCAGAUACACCGAGAUCCCCAGUAAUCCCAAGCAAACUUGAGUCCAUGGAGGCAGAAGCUUCUCCAACAGCUACAACCGAUAGUUUUGUGGAGUUCAUGAGGGAGUGUUUGAAAUCGCAGCAGGAUGAGGAGUCCCAGAGCCUUGGUCCAGUACAGACCACUAAGGAACCUAUUGCUCCUUCUCCCCCUGCUAUGCUCAUGGACUUGGAGCAAGAGUGCCUUACUAUCUGUGCUUUAAAAGAGCUUGGGAGUAGUCCUGAAGAACAGGAUGAGAUCAGCAUUCCUAAAGACAUUCCAGUCUCUGCAAAGGAUACACAAUCUUUAUUUCAGUCUGAGUCUUUAAUUUGCCCAAAUCCUUCUCACUAUUCUCCAAAUGAGAACCAGCCAGAUGCCUCGCUAACCAAAGAGAUAGAGGCAAUCGACAUCUGGGUGGCAGAAGCCUACCACCUCGCAGAGCAUGUCUUGGCACUAAUACUAACCCACCUGACAGUGUAUGACUUGGUCUACUGGCGGGACCCUAAAAAGUCAGGUGUGGUGUUUGGCAUUUCCCUGCUACUGCUGUUGUCUCUGGCAGCGUUCAGCGUGAUCAGCGUCAUCUCCUACCUGCUCCUGGCACUACUCUGCGUCACCAUCUCCUUCCGUGUCUACAAAUCCGUCAUCCAGGCUGUGCAGAAGUCCAACAACGGACACCCCUUCAAGGAACUGAUGGAGAAGGAUGUCAGCUUGCCUCCUGAGACCUUCCGCAAGCACGUGGACGCGAGUCUGACCUACAUCAACCGAGCACUCAAGCAGCUGAGCCGCCUCUUCCUGGUCGAAGACUUGGUCGAUUCCCUCAAGCUGGCCGUGGUCAUGUGGUUGCUGACGUAUGUGGGUGCCGUCUUCAAUGGCAUCACCAUCCUCAUUCUUGUGGACAUCCUUGCCUUUACUGUCCCACCACUGUAUGAGAAAUACAAGACCCAGAUCGAUCACUACAUUGAAGUUGUACGCACACAGGUUAAUACUGCAGUGGCCAAGAUUCAGGAGAAGCUUCCCAAGGCAGUGAAGCGCAGUAAAGCGGAAUGAUGCGCCUCUGAUCCCUUCAUGACCACCUCCAGAAUCCCUGCAUCUCUAGCUUCUACACCUCCCCAGUUUAACCUCUCUCCUCCUUAUAAACCUUUUACCAGCCAUGUGCACUGAACCAGCUAGUCUCUUUAAAAUCUCCUGAAGCUUCUCAAUAUCCUUCAAUGUUAACUCUGAAGCUUAAUUAUGAGCAUUAGGGAAGACGCUCGGUGAAGACGCUUACUGAAGCUGGUGACUCGAAUGCAGGAAAUGAUGUAAUUCCACAACUGAAUGUCCAUUUAUGGUACCCAACAUUGGGCAGGGGAUGUGAACUAGAUUGAAUCUGUGACCUGGUUUUGGAGUGUCCUAAGAGUUGGUGAAAUAAAGACAAGGGUUUGAUUUAAAACAAAUGUCUGUACUUAAAAAUAACACGAUGAAUGAAUUAAAAAAAGUUGGAUGAAGAAACUGGACAAAAGAAGCCAGGAGUGAUGUUUGUUCGCAUAGACCUCCACCCUAAAGAAACCUACUGAUGUAUUAUAAAUCUGUGACACACUGUUACUAGACUCGCGCACGCAGAUCGAUUGGGAUACGGACACUGCACCAGCUGGGAUGAUUCGCUCUAGUUCGCUUUCCUGUACCGUUUUUGGCGUUAAUUUUUAAUUGUGUAUGUAUAGUAAGAUUACAACAAGCUCUUUGCUGUGAAGUAGUUUGCAUUGCUUUUUAUAUUUAAUAUCAAAUAUCCUCUGGCAUUUGUUUAAGACUCAGGCUCUUGUUCACAUGUAAAUGUGUUAUGAUUAUGACUAUUAGGUCACAUGUAGGGUAACUGCUCUUGACUCCCCAGGCUGGCAUCUUAAUGAGUAGUAUUAAUAUUCUUAUGCUUGAGUUAUCUGUAUAGAAUCGUGGAGAUGACUGUGUGGCCUGUUACUGCUCUGAAGAGAAUGAGGAAGAAGUGCGAUUUGUGUUGGCAGCCCAUGUAAAAGGUGGUCUUUUUUUUUUUUUUUUUGGCUAAUCUGGGAUCAGCCUUCUAACAAACAUGGCCUCAGACCAGCGGGAAUGAAACUGUUUUGGUGGUUUUGAAUUGGUAUAUUAAAGGUUUUGUUAAUUUAA
Molecule: messenger RNA, 4758 nt
Organism: Neoarius graeffei (lesser salmon catfish)
Lineage: Eukaryota; Metazoa; Chordata; Actinopteri; Siluriformes; Ariidae
Gene: rtn3
Product: reticulon 3
Exons: 9
Coding region: 184-3675 (1163 amino acids)
Biological process (GO): neuron differentiation; brain development; endoplasmic reticulum tubular network formation
Cellular component (GO): neuron projection; postsynaptic density
Source: RefSeq, a predicted model, not a curated record